Lodderomyces parapsilosis is the source of this 228-nucleotide messenger RNA. RefSeq lists its product as uncharacterized. The record is from RefSeq and is a predicted model, not a curated record. Bases 1 to 228 code for a protein of 75 amino acids. The transcript has a single exon. Lineage: Eukaryota; Fungi; Ascomycota; Pichiomycetes; Serinales; Debaryomycetaceae.
AUGAUUCCAUCAAGAGUUUUAUUAGCCCAAGCCAAGAAUGUCAAGCCAAAAUUCCAAUACCCAGUAGAGAUGACUCCAUUGUUUGCUGCUGUUGGAAUUGCAAUUUGUUCAGCUACUUUUUUCACAUACAGACAUUUCGCUCAUGAUAAAGAAUUGAGAUUAUGGAAGAAUGCUGAGUUGUCGGAAUUGAACAAGGUCUUGGACAAGGCAGCGGAUGAAGAGAAGUAG